Molecule: messenger RNA, 1951 nt
Organism: Syngnathoides biaculeatus (alligator pipefish)
Lineage: Eukaryota; Metazoa; Chordata; Actinopteri; Syngnathiformes; Syngnathidae
Gene: phf23b
Product: PHD finger protein 23b
Exons: 6
Coding region: 266-1195 (309 amino acids)
Biological process (GO): positive regulation of protein ubiquitination; negative regulation of autophagosome maturation; negative regulation of autophagosome assembly
Source: RefSeq, a predicted model, not a curated record
AUUAUAGGAUGCCCAACAGCAACAUGUUGACAAACCUGUUCAGUGCAGCCUUGACAAAGCUCCAUAGAAGACGUCGGCCCGAGUAGCUACAGGAAUCUUUGAUUAAGUACACAUCCCGUUAGUCUUAAUGUCACUGGGCCGCCCGACAAUUCGGACGCGGUCGCGCCGGGAGAAGGCAACACCGCGACGGUCGCCUCGCUUCGGCUAGCGCCCCCGCUCUUGGUCCCGUUUCUCGGACCUUAAGGCCUGCCCGUCGAAAGGGACAAUGCUUGACAUAAUGUCCGAGCACCAAGAUUCACUUUUGACGUGCAAAACCGAACCUUUGCCCCCGGAGAGGAAGAGAAGGACAGUGGAGGACUUCAACAAGUUCUGCAGCUUUGUCCUGGCUUAUGCCGGUUACAUCCCCAACCCCAAAGAGGAAAGCUCAUGGUCCCCAACAUCAUCCAGCUCUGCCCACAGUCUGUCAGUAGACGACGACGGCGGCGGCGGCGGCGGCUCCAUGAGCACCACGUGGCCCGAUGGCGGCCCGGACAUCCACACCAUCCACACGUUUGUCCACAAGGCCCGCGCCAACAAGGGCAAAAGCGUCCACCCCGAUAGCACUUUGCUGGACAAGAUGCGCCUGAAAGACUCGCUGUAUGAGAGCCAGGCGGCCGGCGCCAAGGCAGAGCGCAAAAAGGACAAAAAGCCUAAGAAGACGUCGCUCGGCUCGUCGGGGGCGGCGGCGGACAGCGGCAGCAGCGAGGGCGAGAAGCGGCCGCGCAUCAAGCGCAGCAAGAACUCCAAGCAGCCCAAAGCCAAGAAGCUGAAGAGCUCGACGUCCCACAGCGACUCUGAGGAGUGGCGGCCCGGCCGCGGGGGGCCCGCGCCGCACGUCGACCCCGGUCACAGCCCGCGGGCCGCCGACAAAAUGGUGCCCGACGAGGCCGUCGGGGACGCUGAGAUGAGCUCCAGCGAGGGGGAGACUUGGAUCGCUGAUGAAGACAUCAUGGUGGAGUCAGGCGACGACUCGUGGGACCUGAUCACGUGCUACUGCGGCAAGCCGUUCGCCGGGCGGCCGAUGAUCGAGUGCAACCAGUGCGCCAUCUGGGUGCACUUGUCCUGCGUCAAGAUCAAGAAGUCCAACGUCCCUGACAUCUUCUACUGCCACAAGUGCAUGCACUCCAGGCGGUCGGGACACAAGAAAGAUACUUAGGCAAAGCAACGGCAAAAGAAAGUUCUGGUUUUGUUUGUCCCCCAAUCCGCCCACCCCCGAUGUCUCCAGCCAAAACAGCCUGACGGUUAUCCACAGUUGCCAGAUUCCUUUUUGACAAUCAUUGUUAUUUAUCCCCAAUAGCGUUUUUUAAUUUUUUUUUUUUCUUUUUUUCGGCGCCUCGGAGGUUUUGGAAUUCUUUUGCGUGCCACGUUAGAAUUUUUAGCUGAAGAAUGUCUUCAUGCUAUUUUUUUUUUUUUUUUUUGUGGUCAGUGGAAAGGACACUGAUGCCGAACGUCACUUUAAAAACUAAACGGAUGUGGACUUGAUGACUUGAUCAUAAAAUCUGCUUGAUGAUCAGCAAAAUAGCAAAAAAAAGGACAAAAUUGUUUUAAUUUUAGCACAGUGUCUGCUUUUUAUGUUGUUGUUUUCACACAAUUGACUUUUUUUUUUCCACCCCAGCACCAAAGCAGAAUUUUUAUUUUUAUUUUUUUUUUUAAUACACGAUAGCACGCAAGAGCAUUGAAGCAGCAGCGCACUUUGGAGUCGAGGGGGGGCCGUCCACUGCAGAGCGCUUACCAUUGCCCCCCCCACCCCCCUAUAAGGUUCCGAGGUUCGUUAUUUCCUGUUUCUAUAAUUUUGCUGUUUGCGCCUUUUCGAAAGAGAACACAAUUGUUCGUGUUUUGUUCCUGAUUGAGAAUGUUUUGGAUGUCGUGGCUGAUUUUUGGUUUUUCACGUCCUUGGGUGUUGAGACGGGUG